This is a messenger RNA of Lolium rigidum, 990 nucleotides long. RefSeq names its product peroxidase 57-like. The record is from RefSeq and is a predicted model, not a curated record. Gene Ontology annotation, molecular function: heme binding; peroxidase activity. NCBI's taxonomy places the organism in Eukaryota, Viridiplantae, Streptophyta, Magnoliopsida, Poales, Poaceae. Gene Ontology annotation, biological process: hydrogen peroxide catabolic process; response to oxidative stress. Bases 1 to 990 code for a protein of 329 amino acids. The transcript has 2 exons.
AUGGCCCUAGCAGCGCAGACGAGGGCGGUGUUGCUAGUGGUGGCGAUCUCUGUGCUGGGGCUGGCCACCGGCGGCCUCGCGCAGCUGAAGAAUGGGUUCUACAUGGGCAAGUGUGGCGCCAAUGACGUGGAGACAAUCGUGCAGGGUCUCGUCAAGACCCGCGUCGGCCGUGACGCCGCAAUCGUUGCCCAGCUCCUGCGCUUGCAGUUCCACGAAUGCGCCAUCAAUGGCUGCGACGGCGGGCUUUUGAUCGACGGUCCCGGGUCCGAGAAGACGGCAACGCCGAACCUGAGCGUGAAGGGCUACGACUUAAUCGCGACUAUCAAGACGGAGCUCGAGAAGCGGUGUCCCGGCGUCGUGUCUUGCUCCGACAUUGAGAUCCUCGCCACAAGGGACGCCGCCGCUCUGGCUGGUGUGCAAAGGUACUCUGUGCGCACCGGGCGGAGGGACAGACGGCGGUCCAGUGCCGCCGACGUGAAGCUUCCAAGUGAAGAGGAUACGGCCGCGCAGGCAACCUCUUACUUCGCCGGUCUCGGACUCACCCAGUUGGACAUGGUGGUUCUGCUAGGCGCGCACACGGUGGGCGUAACGCACUGCAGCAAGAUCAAGAAGACACGUCUUUACAGCUACGGCGGCAAGACCGGCGCGACGGACCCGAGCUUGCACUCGGACGAUGUCGCCGUGUACAAGAAGUAUGUGUGCCCCAACACAGCCUCGUCGGACAACAACAUCCUGUACCUGGACACCCAGUCCAGCGUCUCUAGGAUUGACAACAGCUACUACAAGAGACUGCAGGGACGUCAUGGCGUGCUCUCCGUCGAUCAGAACCUCUACGCCAACGGCUCCUCCACCAAGUGGCACGUCGACAGGCUCGCCAACACAGACCACUUCUCCUGGCUCUUCCCACAGGCGCUCAUCAAGCUCAGCGAGAUCAACGUGCUCACCGGCACGCAGGGAGAGGUUCGCAAGGUCUGCAGCAGGUUCAACUGA